UCAUAUGUCUAUUUGCUGUCAAGGACAUGAACUUGUAUAUGUUGUGCGAAUAAUAUGUAUUUCCCUCUACAUAUCAGAUUAUCAGUGUUUCAGAAUCCAAACAAUUCGUGUAGUCAGUAGCCGCGUCACUUUCAGGAACUCGAGAACAACUCCAUGAACACUGUGGAAGAGGUUGAGAUGCAUGUCUCCUUGUUGGUUCUAUGCUAGUUGCCAACAAGAGAAUGCACAGGUAUUUAACUGUUCCUCUUGAGUGUUUGGAAACUAGAAUGUCAAGUUUUUCUGCGCGAGAAGGUUGUGUGGUGGGAAUAUAUCCUCUCCCCUUUGUAUACCCUGGUCAAAAAAGAAGGGAGCAAAAAAAUUUAAAGUGAGUUAUGUCAAGGAAAAUGAUUAGGUGAUGUCGUUUCCUUGUAAUGCAAUUAUACCUUUGUUUAUCUCACACUCAAGUUUAUCUUUACCAAAAUUCAACAAAACAUGAAAGCAUCAUCUUAAGUAUUUUCUACAUCUGCUAACACCACCACAAUCACUCCUUCCCUUUAUUCAAAAACAACCAACUAGACUAAUUUACAUAUCUUCCCAUCUCAAUUUUUCAUGUUAUAGGAGCGGAAUAUACUGUGUAUGUUUAGUUCCGACCACCAACUAACCAUGCACGAACCACAUAGAUCCAAACCUCGUCGUGGCCAUACAAACCUUGCUUCGUGCAUAGUCGCCUUUUUCUUCCUCCUCUUCAUCGCCGCCACUAUCACCACCAUCUACUUACUAAUCUUCAAACCCAAACACCCUCAUAUCGCUGUCACCUCCGUCAAAUUCCCCACCUUCGCACUCUCCAACAAUACUGUCAACUUCACCUUCUUCCAGUACGUCACCAUCACUAAUCCUAACCGUGAUACUUUCACGCACUAUGACAGCUCGUUACAGCUGGAUUACUCUGGUAGUCCCGUCGGCUUCGUGUUCAUACCUGCAGGAAGCAUCAAUGCCGGAAUGAAACAGCAAAUGUCAGCUAAAUUUUCGGUGGAGGAGUUUCCAGUGGCAGCUACCGCAGGGAGUAGAACCACGACGACAGCGAUGGAAAUAGAGACGAGGAUGAAGUUAGUAGGGAGAGUUAGAGUAUUGAAAGUGUUGACACAUAAAGUAGAAAGUGGAGUGAAAUGUAGAGUUGCUGUGAAAGUUAGUGAUGGUUCUGUUUUAGGCUUUCACUGCUAGCACACUACUGUAGUGUCUGGUUUUUAAUUUAUUUUUGGUGAAAGAUUAAAUUUUUACCCACAAUAUUAUUUUCUUAUCUUUAUAA
Molecule: messenger RNA, 1285 nt
Organism: Daucus carota subsp. sativus
Lineage: Eukaryota; Viridiplantae; Streptophyta; Magnoliopsida; Apiales; Apiaceae
Exons: 1
Coding region: 616-1200 (194 amino acids)
Source: RefSeq, a predicted model, not a curated record